Cotesia glomerata is the source of this 798-nucleotide messenger RNA. It is a transcript of the gene Pop5, whose product is annotated as ribonuclease P/MRP protein subunit POP5. The record is from RefSeq and is a predicted model, not a curated record. Gene Ontology annotation, molecular function: ribonuclease P RNA binding. Gene Ontology annotation, biological process: tRNA 5'-leader removal. Gene Ontology annotation, cellular component: ribonuclease P complex. The coding region runs from base 135 to 584 and encodes 149 amino acids. The transcript has 4 exons. NCBI's taxonomy places the organism in Eukaryota, Metazoa, Arthropoda, Insecta, Hymenoptera, Braconidae.
GUCAACUAAAGUUUAUAAUUCAUUUAUAUUUCUGUAAUGUAAAAAUAAUUAAAAAUAGUUAUUUAAUAUUGUUUUAUUGUAAAUACAUAAGUUAUUUAUUUUCUAAAACACACAUUCAGUUACUAACCUUCAAAAUGGUGCGGUUUAAAAACAGGUAUUUUACUAUUGAAGUUAUACCGAAGAAAGAGUCAAAGCCGUUAGUAUUAAAAACGUCAACAUUGCAAGCAGCGAUUCAGAAGGAAGUUCAAAAUACUUAUGGAGAAAAGGGAUUAUCCACUAUUAGCACUGGAUUUAAUGCUAAAUAUUGUAAUACACAUACAAAAAUAGCGUUGAUAAGAUGCCGGCAUGGACCACAUAAUUACUUAAUUAGCACUAUUCCUAAAGUAAUUGACAUUGGAGGUACAACAGUAUCUAUAAAAAUACUUUAUGUUGGUGCAACUAUGAAGAAAUGUUUUGCAUUUAUAAAAAAGUACCAGACAAAAAAAUUAGAAUCAAUGUGGGCGAGUUUGAAGAACGACAAUGAGAGAAAAAAAAUGAUUGACGCUUUAAUGACGCUGACUCCCGCGAUGAAAAACUUUCAAUAACGACGUAAAUUACUUAAUGAAAUAGUAAUUACCCAUAAAGUGAUGAAUAUUUCACGAGUAAUUAAAAAUAACGAUCAAUUAAUUCUUAUUGUUAAUUAAGAAAGACUAAUAACCGUGAUAACAAAUUCUUAUACAUAUUUUCACUCAUUUAAAUCUCACGAUAAAUCAAGCAUGCUAUUCACAACAAUAAAUUUUAUUGGUCUUUAUCUUGAAA